CUUAUUAUUGUCUUUGCUGCGUCCCUUUUUUCUUUCAGUCUUUGCCAGCCGAGUUUGUCAAGGAACAUUUUAACCAGGUUCAUGAUAACGCCAUCCUUCGUGUUUCGGGUGAAAGAGCUUGGCCUGUCAAAUUAGGCCACUGGGGCAGAGGAAGAAUCAGAUUCCAGAGUGGCUGGGGGACGUUUCUGCGAGACAAUCAUUGGAAAUUGGUGAUGUGUGUGUCUUUGAGUUGAUUAGCAACAUUAAACCUUUAUUUGAUGUUGUCUUUUUCCAUGCUACAGAAGCUCCAAAUUGCACCUUUCACCAGAUGUUGAUGGGGAACAAACUAUACCCAAGAUGGAAGAAACAUAUGAAGAUGAUGGUUUUAUUGAAACUGUGGACGAUUAUCCAUCAUGCCCAAAAACAAGGAAGAAAUCUCCAAUAGAACCACAGCCUCACAAGAAAAGCAGAAUAUGUUCAAUUAGUAAAGCAGAAAGCAAAAUCAAAGAUGUUUGUGGGGCAUCUAGGACUCGAAAGUUCCUUGUUCGAGGAACUGAGGUUCCUAGGAGGAUUGAUCCAGUUGCGGCAACUGGAAAAGAUAUAGCUCUUCAGAGAGCUAAGGCAUUCAAGUCCGAAUACCCAUUUUGUUGGGUUCUUAUGCAUCACUCGUAUAUCCAUAGAAGUUAUUUGCGUUUGCCAGCCAAAUUUUCCAAGGAACACAUUAACUGGACUCAUGACAACAUCGUACUUCAUGUUCCAAAUGGAAGAACUUGGCCUGUCAAAUUAGGGCAAGAUGCCAGAGGAAGAGUAAUAUUCCUGAGUGGUUGGACAACAUUUGUGCGAGACAACAAUUUGGAAGUUGGUGAUGCGCGUGUCUUUGAGUUGAUUAACGACGUCAAACCUUUAUUUGAUGUUGUCUUGUUCUACGCUACAAAAGCUGCAAAUUGUACCUUGUCACCAGCUGAUGACGAUUCUGGUGAUGAUUCUACGGAUGAUUCUGGUGAUGAGUCUGAUGAUAAUUCUAUUGAAAUCCUAGAUGAUUUUCCACCCGUCCCAAGAAAAACAAGAGAGAAACCUCCACAUAUAUCUCUUGAAAGAGCUGUUGAGAGAGCAAACUCUUUCGCAUCUAAAUACCCCUUUUUCAAGAUUGCUUUGCAUGCCACUUAUAAGUUAUAUCCAUGGGCAUCAUAUGGUAAGCUUUCUAUAGAGCCAUCACAUUCCUUUUAG
Prunus dulcis (almond) is the source of this 1206-nucleotide messenger RNA. RefSeq lists its product as uncharacterized. NCBI's taxonomy places the organism in Eukaryota, Viridiplantae, Streptophyta, Magnoliopsida, Rosales, Rosaceae. The coding region runs from base 337 to 1206 and encodes 289 amino acids. The record is from RefSeq and is a predicted model, not a curated record. The transcript has 4 exons. Gene Ontology annotation, molecular function: DNA binding.